Orussus abietinus is the source of this 4153-nucleotide messenger RNA. RefSeq lists its product as uncharacterized. The record is from RefSeq and is a predicted model, not a curated record. NCBI's taxonomy places the organism in Eukaryota, Metazoa, Arthropoda, Insecta, Hymenoptera, Orussidae. Bases 3251 to 4102 code for a protein of 283 amino acids. The transcript has 6 exons.
AGCAAACAAGUGAACGCCAACCAUCAAGAGAAACGUCAAACUCGUCAAAAUGAAAUGCAAGGAGCUGCCCGAAUGAUUAACGAGUCCAUGUCUAGGCUCGAUAAAUCAGGAAUAAACAUCUCGCAUCAACAAUCAACGAUUAAAACGCAUAUUUCUUAAUCGACGAAUGAUCCUCCGGAUCCAGAUGUCCACUUAUCAGAGUUUCAGACACUUUCAUGGACCAACCUCGAAAGAUAGCGAGAAACUACGUCGAUAAGCGACGUUAUCAGAGGCCACUUUCGCAUACUCUCGUACGUCCCGUACUUCUCUGAUAAGCGAACCCCAUGAUGUUAACAAAUCUUGGAAGAAGUUGCACCAUAAGUCCCAAAGAAGGGUGUUGGACGAUUUAUGUGGUGACUACGCGAGUGUCCCAGAUUCCCGAUGAAUCGUCAUCGGGGAAACACAUCGUCAAUAUUGGACAGGAUGUCACCGGGCCCGAAGAUAACUACCGAUAAGGACUGGAAUAUUGUCUCUCUUCGGGCCUCACGGGUCUUACACUUCCUGUCCCUUUUUAUACCACCUAACACCUCUAGCUGAGUCUGACUUAGCGCAAUUGCGCAAUUCGUCUACACCCAGAUUUACUUUGGACGCAUGCACGACGUAUCGGCUGGAGAACCUGGUCAGAUCCUCGUCAGACCCGAAGGUAUAAAAAGACACCUUAGAAUCCCCCUCUGGACAAAUUUUUCAAGAACCAGAACCCGCGAGAUGGUCCUGCGAUUGUUCCCCUUGGUACCAUUAAUGUGUUCAGUGUCUUGCGCGUUGUUAGUGCAGUCCAACGUUGGUAUAAAAAAUGGUGACCGUGAACGGAGAGCUAUGGAGGACGGAACGCCACCAGGAGGAGUGCAAGGUGCAUCGGACACCGCCAUAAAGAAAACCCAGGAAAUGCGGGAUCAAUCAGGGCCGACUCCUCUAGAUGGUGAGUCCUGCCGAAACAUGAAAUUCCCGUCCCCUCUCGAAUAUGUACAGACCUUCGAGGUCCAAUUUGCCGACCACUGGGAGAAUUCCAACAAUAGGUGCCCACGUUCUAAUAAUACCGAUCCCGCGUAAAAUUAUAGACCAGCUGCCAUCCCUAUGACCCCCUUAUUCGACACGCGAAAAUACGCCAUAACCCAGUGGCACGUCUUCAUUUUGCAACAAACUAUUCCGCGAGAUUGCGGCGAUCUCGAUAGGACAUAUGAAAACAAUAACCCGUCAUAACGCAGUCUUGCGCAUUUAUUUAGCAACAAACUAUUCCGCGAGAUUGCAGCGAACUCGACCCACGACGAGGAUGAGCUCUUCUUCGCGUCCUCCACUAGUGUGGUCCCCGAUGAUGUCACGGAUAAGCAAACCUCGACGUUUGCUCUCAUAAGUGGCACCCGAGUCUGUGGGGUCACGCAGCAGCGCCGAUAAGGAAUCGCGAUUAUUCCGCGGCGGAACGGCCGACCCCGAGAAGAAGUGCACACGCGAGUGCAUCGAUGACCCCGGCGAUUCCGCGCCGAAGGCCGCGAGUGUCAGCCCUGUUUACAUGUUACGUCGACGUCCGGCCGUGACGUCGACGGAAGAGCUCGAAAAUAGACCGGAAUGCAAGAGCUCGAUGCACUCCGAUCGCAAGAACGGCCACCAGAGUGUAGGACCUACCCAAAACCCUCCGGAGAUCCUCCGGAGUCCCCGGGUCCAUUCAAAAGGAAAAAGUCCAAACUCCAGUGACGUAACCUUCCAUUUAACGCGCAGUAAGGUGCGCCUCGCUUCCGCCUCGUUUUGUCAAAAACCGCAAAAAGAAGAUUCAAACGACCUCUCGAAGCGCACGUUGCCGAUCUGUCAAAAUGACGCGAGGGUUACGACACGCGUGGGAGCACGUGGAUCCUCUCCACAUCUCUUUCUGCUGGUGACGCACCGACUCUUUGUCUUCCCGCGAUAUCGAUUCCGCGUUGCGAAGCCCUCUUGCGCACGUCCAGAGGGAGUUCCGCGGGUGAGAAACCCUCCACUUCUCGCUAGGGAUUUCCCCUGCACCCUGGUUCUCUUACCAGGACCCUAAAAGGGCUUAGCGAGGUCGCAGGAACGGAUUGCGAGGAUGCGUCGACCGCCUGCGAUCCGCGCACUUCGGAGACAAAAGCUAGGUUAGGUUAGGUUAGGUUAGGACGCAGCAGUGGCGCAGUUGCAGCGACCCUAGCGCCGCCGAAACCUGCGACUACCCUUAGAAGCUUUUGCGGAGAUUCAACGACUGCCAUUAAUGUGAUUUGUAUAACGGAAGCGUUAGAUACUUCGUUGUUUAAAGGCGACGAUCGGCGAUGAUUCCCGACCUGAGAUAGGAUUAAAGAUUUCCUCGCAGAAGACGUUAUCAGUCAGGGUAAAGUCUUCGUCAAUAGGGCGAUGGGAUCCAGCGGUGUUUCGCUGACCAAGCGGCCCAGUUGAUCUCGGGAUGUGUCGUCGGUUUUGGUUCCGGGGAAUACUCACCCCUCGUGGGUGUUGCAGAGUAAUCGUCCCUCGUGGGUGCACUUUAUAACGGCUUUCUCCGGGUUCUCCGGUUCCUGGUCGUGCCUCUUAGCGCGGCGGCGAACGACCGAGCACUGCUCCGGCGCAAGUGGUCGCACUCUUGGCUCGUGGACCCCUCGGUUGUGCAACCACAAACGACGCGCGUCAUUUCCCGACACCACAUCGAGAUCUGCCUCUUGUAUGCUCUCCCGUUUUUAUUUCCUUUUCGCUCCUAUUUUUCCCCGUGCAUCUAUGCGUAGACUCGAAACCAAAAGGAACUGCGUCAUUCCGGCGGUGAUCCGGAACGAUGUCGUCGGAUAGAUAGAGACAACGGGGAGCCUCGUGGCCGGUUCCAAGACCCCGGCAUCAAUCGCCUCUACGGUUCUUCAUUAUCUUGCUCUCUACUGGCUAGAAAAUUCGAAAGCUACAGUCCCGACCUUUCUUAACGUCCUCAGGCCUGCAGAGGAGGGCAGAAGAUCAAGGCCGUUCGGGUAACGGAGUCACGGUCGCUGGGAUCUCUUCGAGCGAGGACGUAGACCUGGUCGACGUUGCCGAUGGAGACCGAGGACCUUCCCUGGAGUUCUUCAGGAAUCUUCCAAAAUCCUCGUCUCUACGCCGAGCGGUCGGUCCGGUUAACUCCAGCCACUGGGAACCACUUGCCGAUCCUCGGGAUGGCAUCGAUCCUGCCGAUGGCACCUUCCAGAGGAUCGAGAUCCAGGAGACGGAGAGGGUCUCGUCGGAACUGGAAGACCUGAACACCAUGGAUGGCAUCUUCGAUGCCACCAGAAGAAGGUCGCUCCUGGUCGACGUCAACGCAAACACCAACUUGAUCGUCAAGCCGGCGACUCCAGCUAGGCUCGCGUUUGACGUGACCAACAACCACGAGAUAGUCAUCAGACAUUACUUCCAAGCCAGCUCUUCCUUCAACGUGGUCAACGUUAGACCUCCAAUAGCGUGGAUCAAUCCAGGCCAGACCAUCAAUGUCGUCGUGGAGUUGUUUGUCCCCGAUGGACCCAGGGACAGAGGAACCAAUGGCGAUGGGACCUUGACUUUGCGCGUCCAGGGUAUCGGGAUAGCCCAGAAGACGACGUAUCUCUACGUCCAAGGAGAAAGUACGGCCUUGGUUACGGACACCGAAAAACCCGCGAUUAGUUACUCGUUCAACGACAAUUGCGCAGGACGACAGGGGACUGACCGAUGCGCAAAGAGUUUCUGGAGCGUGGAUGUCACGGUCCGAGACGCUGAUUCCGGACUGAAGCGAGUCGUUUCGACGCCAAAUGGGAUUUAUCCGCUGACUAACUUCAUCAGCGGCACCAGAUCCGAUGUGACAUUCUACUAUUUGGCAACGUGCUGCUCGACCAGUGUGGCGAUCACGGCCUCGGAUGUGUUGGGGAACUACCAUUCUCGGACAAUAGACGUAACCGAAUGGGACAACCUCUCGCAAGGAGAAGUCGCUGCUAUCGUUCUGGGGGCCCUUCUAAUCCUGCUUUUAAUCAUUUUAAUAGUCCUAAUCGUCUUAUACUGUGCCCGCAGAAAAGAGAGCUUAGAUUUAACUUUCACUCGCAGAUACGGCUCCAGGUCGUCCCCACGGGCUGAAGGGACUAACUUUUAAACAAGUCAGACGAUCGAUACCCAAUAAAAAUGAAAAAAAAAAGGAAAAUGA